Molecule: messenger RNA, 693 nt
Organism: Microtus oregoni (creeping vole)
Lineage: Eukaryota; Metazoa; Chordata; Mammalia; Rodentia; Cricetidae
Gene: Smim29
Product: small integral membrane protein 29
Exons: 5
Coding region: 171-479 (102 amino acids)
Source: RefSeq, a predicted model, not a curated record
CCCGCCUCCUCUCCGGGUCCUUUGAUCACGCGCCGGAGGGCUCUUCCGGGGCCAGAGCCAACCCACGGUGUUGCUGUCAGAGCUGCUCGGCGGGAGGGAGCCCAGGGGAGGUGCCCUCCCGAGGCCACCAUUGCCCAUGCAGACCACCCAGCUAUCUGGCUACUGAUGUCAUGAGUAACACGACAGUGCCCAAUGCCCCCCAGGCCAACAGCGACUCCAUGGUGGGCUAUGUGUUGGGGCCUUUCUUCCUCAUCACCCUGGUCGGGGUGGUGGUGGCUGUGGUAAUGUACGUGCAGAAGAAAAAGCGGGUGGACCAGCUUCGCCAUCACCUGCUCCCCAUGUACAGCUAUGACCCUGCAGAAGAGCUCCACGAGGCGGAGCAGGAGCUGCUGUCUGAUGUGGGCGACCCCAAGGUGGUGCUCGGCUGGCAGAGCAGCUACCAGCACAAGCGAAUGCCCCUGCUGGACAUCAAGACAUGACGGUUCACACCCCUCUUACUUGCUAUCCACAGCUGGCCCUAAGCCAAGCCUGUUUUCCUUGUGGAGUGGGUGACAGCCUUGCCUUCUCUAGCCUGCUUGGACCUUGUUGUGGCACAAUCCAAGAGGCCUCUGGAGUUGUUCCCAUGGUGACAGGCCCAGAUGUAUAGUAUCUGGUGUAUAUAUUUUGUAAAUAAACUUUGAUGGCUUCACUUUA